Messenger RNA from Loa loa (African eye worm), 366 nucleotides. RefSeq lists its product as hypothetical. The transcript is spliced from 4 exons. Lineage: Eukaryota; Metazoa; Nematoda; Chromadorea; Rhabditida; Onchocercidae. The record is from RefSeq and is a predicted model, not a curated record. Bases 1 to 366 code for a protein of 121 amino acids.
AUGGCAAAGUUGAUAGUAUACAUUGCUUUUUUCAUCUGUUGUCAAGCUCCCAACGCACCUCAAGCAGGACAAAGACGAAAUGGAGAAGCAGGAGUAUACAUUGCUUUUUUCAUUUAUUGCCAAGCUGCCGACCAAAAUCAAGCAGCUGUGCCAAGAGGAGAAGGAGAUAGGCAAGCAGGAGUAGCUGCGGAGGUUGUCACAGAUUAUAAAACAGAUGAGUUAUGGGAAGAUGGCCGAUUAAUAGCGACAACAAAAGUAGAAAAACCAAUAAUGAUGAUUUGUGGCACAGUGGAAUAUGGAAGACCAUUUGUUUUGGAGGAGAAACCGUUUCUAUUUGCGUGGAACUCUCUUGACCUGAUAAAGUGA